AUGGGCGCAUGGGGAGAAUCCAAGCAAGACUACUACAACGCCGACGCCAUCGAAACGGAACAAGAUGCACUGGACGAAGAAAAGGAAGCACUGCGUCUGCAAAAGAAGCAGCUGCAGGCCAUGAGUGCCGCCGACUUUGGAUUUGACGAGGCCGACUGGCAACAAGAAGACGAGCAAGACGCAGACCAGGAUGGCGAGAUUGUCACCGAGGUGCUGCCUCAACUCGAGCUGGACGACAACAUGGCCCCCACCGAACGCCUCAAGCUACUCAAGACACGCUACCCGGAGUUCGAGCCUUUGAGCAAGGAGCUGCUCGCCCUGCAUCAGACAUACCAGGAACUGUCAUCUGUAGAAUCGCCGUCGCUCGCCGUCCAGACCAAGCAGCAAGCCGCUGCCGCCUACCUCGCCUCUCUCACCAUGUACUUCGCUCUCCUCACAUCGACUGCCCAAGACAAGCAGACAAAAGGCCUCGCUCUGUCCGCAGCCGCCAUCCGCGACCACCCCGUCAUGGAAAGUCUAAUCCAAUGCCGUGAUCUAUGGUCACGCCUUAGAGACCUCCCCGAAGACGACUCGGAAGACGAGUCCGCCCUGGACGAAGACGAAGUCGAAGAGAUGAGCGAGUCCGACGAAGAAGAAGUCCCCGUCACCAUCUUGCCCAGAAAGGUCAAGAAGACAGCCGCCGAACGCGCAGCAGACGCAGUCACAGCAGCAACAGAAGCCCGCCGCGCCGAACGCCUCCGCAAGACAGAAGCAGACUUUGGCGACCUCGACGCCCUCCUCAGCACCUCCUCCCGCCCCAAGAAAUCAAAGAAAAAGACCCAAACGGCAGCGAUCGACGAGAACGACUCGGACCUCGGCGAAGACACCUCCCUCACAGCAGAAGAACUCGCCGAAAAGGCCAAGCGCAAAAAGUCCCUGCGCUUCUACACUUCGCAAAUCGCCCAAAAGGCAAACAAGCGCGGUGCAAAGGUGCAAGGUGGAGACGAAGAUGUACCACACAGAGAGCGCCUGCGCGACAGACAAGCCCGCCUCAACGCCGAAGCCGAAGCAAGAGGCAAACGCUUCGACCGCGACACCCUGGGCGAAGACAGCGAAGACGACGCCGACCGCGCCGUUGCCCGCGAAGUCCGCGGCGAAAAGAGUAUCGACGACGAUGAAGACUACUACGACAUGGUGGCCUCCAAAGCCGCAAAGAAGAAAUCAGACAAAGCCGCCGAGGCCGCCGCAUUCAAAGCAGCAGCAGCAGAAGGUGGCAGAGUUGUGGAGGUUGAAGAGGUGGGCGCCGACGGCAAGCGCGCAAUCACGUAUGCGAUUGAGAAGAACAAGGGUCUCACGCCACACAGAAAGAAGGAUGUGCGCAACCCGCGCGUCAAGAAGCGCAAGAAGUUCGAGGAGAAGAAGAAGAAGCUUGCUUCCAUCAAGCCCGUGUACAAGGGCGGUGAAGGUAGGGGCGGCUAUGGUGGUGAACUCACGGGUAUCAAGAAGGGUUUGGUCAGGAGUACCAAGCUCUGA
This is a messenger RNA of Aureobasidium vineae, 1512 nucleotides long. Lineage: Eukaryota; Fungi; Ascomycota; Dothideomycetes; Dothideales; Saccotheciaceae. The record is from the annotation of a GenBank genome assembly.